Molecule: messenger RNA, 2868 nt
Organism: Lates calcarifer (barramundi perch)
Lineage: Eukaryota; Metazoa; Chordata; Actinopteri; Centropomidae
Product: extracellular calcium-sensing receptor-like
Exons: 9
Coding region: 199-2868 (889 amino acids)
Biological process (GO): G protein-coupled receptor signaling pathway
Cellular component (GO): membrane
Molecular function (GO): G protein-coupled receptor activity
Source: RefSeq, a predicted model, not a curated record
AUUCCCCCAGACCCUUAUAAUAUAAUAAUAUAAUAUAAUGAAAUUGACUCUCUGGCUUCUUAAUGUGUAUGCAGCUCUCCUACCUCACUUGCCAAGAUGGGUUGUGUAAAAGAUUAAACAAACAGUGACGUAAAUGAGUGAAGGGGAUGACAUAGUCCUGUAUAUAAAAUUAAUUGACUGUGCAAAAGGGUUAGAAACAUGGGUGUAAGGAGGAGGGCAGUUAUGGGAGCAGUUGUUGACUCACCCCAGCUCUUGUGUAUUUUGAUUUUAUUCUCUUUGUCUUUCUUACUGCCUGUAUUUUCUUCUCUUUCAUUGUCUUGUAAAUUACGAAGAAAGUUUCAUCUUAAUGGUUUGCACAAGGCUGGAGAUGUGGUUCUGGGUGGGCUCUUUGAAGUCCACUACAUAUCUGUCUUCCCUGAGUUUUCCUUCACCUCAGAGCCAAGUCAACCAAACUGCCAAGGCUUUGACCCUCCAGGGUUCAGACAGGUCCAGACCAUGGCCUUUGCUAUAGAUGAGAUCAACAGAAACUCCAACCUGCUUCCUAAUGUGACUCUGGGAUACAGUCUGUAUGAUAACUGUGCCACACUUGGAAUUUCAUUCCGUGCUUCAUUGUCAAUGGCCAGUGGUCAAGAGGAACAGUUUCUUUUGGAUGAGACAUGUGUGGGGGCUCCUCCAGUCCUGGGGAUUGUGGGUGAUGCAUACUCAACAUUUACAAUUGCCAUGUCCAGUGUGAUUGGUUUAUACAAACUGCCCAUUGUGAGUUACUAUGCCACGUGUCCCUGCCUGAGUGAUCGGCAACGCUUUCCAUCCUUCUUUAGAACAAUCCCAAAUGACUCUUUUCAGGUGCGAGCUAUGAUUCAGAUUCUAAAAUACUUUGACUGGACUUGGGUAGGCCUUCUGGUCAGUGAUGAUGAUUAUGGACUCCAUGCUGCCCGAUCCUUCCAAUCUGACCUGGGUCCAUCUGGUGGAGGUUGUCUGGCCUACACAGAGAUUUUACCCUGGGGCAAUGACUCAGUUGAAUUUAGGAGGAUUGUGAAUGUGAUGAAGAAAUCCACAGCUCGUGUGGUCAUUUUGUUUUCAUAUGAGAGUCACAUGAUUAACCUAAUGGAAGAGGUGGUGAGGCAGAAUGUGACAGGCCUGCAGUGGAUGGGCAGUGAAGCCUGGACAACAUUUGCUGUGCUUCAGACCCCUGACCUCAUGCCGUACCUGGGUGGAACACUGACCAUUGCCAUCCGUCGAGGAGAAAUGCCAGGGCUCAGAGACUUCCUGUUACAAAUACGUCCUGACCUACACCACAACAACAGCUAUGGAAAUAACAUGGUGAGAGUAAAUCAAUUUUGGGAACACACUUUUCAGUGUAGAUUUGCACCACCUCCAGCAGGUUGGGUGGAAGCUGGAGGAGCAUUAUGCACUGGACAAGAAGACCUAGAGAGUGUGGAGACUGAGUUGUUGAAUAUUUCAGAAUUCAGACCAGAGUAUAAUGUGUAUAAGGCUGUGUAUGCUCUGGCAUAUGCCCUUGACAACAUGCUGCAGUGUGAGCCAGGGAGAGGGCCUUUCAGUGGGAACAGCUGUGCCAGUUUUCAAAGAUUGGAGCCAUGGCAGCUUGUACAUUAUUUGCAAAAAGUCAACUUCACCACAUCAUUUGGUGAUCAGGUGUCAUUUGAUGAGAAUGGUGAUGUCCUACCAAUAUAUGAUAUCAUGAACUGGCAGUGGCUUCCUGAUGGACAAAUAAAAGUUCAGACUGUGGGUGAGGUUAAGAAGUCAGCCUUCAAAGAUGAAGAACUCACACUUGAUGAAGACAAAAUCUUCUGGAACUUUGAAUCUAAAAAGCCACCACGGUCAGUGUGCAGUGAGAGCUGUCCUCCAGGUACCCGCAUGGCCAGAAAGAAGGGGCAACCUGAGUGUUGUUUUGACUGUGUCCCUUGUUCUGAAGGAAAGAUCAGCAAUAAGACUGACUCUAUGGAGUGCACCAGUUGUCCAGAGGAUUUCUGGUCCAGUCCCCAGCGUGACCACUGUGUUCCUAAGAAAACAGAGUUCCUCUCCUAUCAUGAGCCUCUUGGUAUCUGCUUGACAACAACUUCAUUGCUGGGCACAUUUAUCUGUGCUGUUGUCCUAGGGAUCUUCUUCCAUCAUCACAGCACACCCAUGGUACGCGCCAACAAUUCUGAACUGAGUUUUCUGCUCUUGGUGUCACUCAAACUAUGUUUCCUGUGUUCACUGCUGUUCAUUGGACGACCCAGACUGUGGACAUGUCAACUGAGACAUGCAGCAUUUGGGAUCUGCUUUGUGCUUUGUGUCUCAUGUAUCCUGGUGAAAACCAUGGUGGUUCUGGCUGUGUUCAAAGCCUCCAAGCCAGGAGGUGGAGCCAGUCUGAAGUGGUUUGGUGCUGUGCAGCAGAGAGGGACAGUCCUGGUUCUUACAUCCAUCCAGGCAGUCAUUUGCACAGCAUGGCUUUUGUCUUCCUCACCAGCUCCAUAUAAAAACACUGAAUAUCACAAUGAUAAGAUAGUUUAUGAGUGUGUAGUUGGGUCCACAGUUGGUUUUGCAUUGUUACUUGGCUAUAUUGGUUUAUUGGCUAUCCUCAGUUUCCUGUUAGCAUUUCUGGCAAGGAAUCUUCCAGACAGUUUCAAUGAGGCCAAACUCAUCACUUUCAGCAUGUUGAUCUUCUGUGCUGUGUGGGUAGCAUUUGUCCCUGCUUAUGUCAAUUCCCCAGGCAAAUAUGCAGAUGCAGUCGAGGUAUUUGCCAUCCUGGCCUCCAGCUUUGGCCUCUUGGUGGCACUGUUUGGACCCAAAUGUUACAUAAUCCUGCUGAGACCAGAGAGAAACACAAAGAAAGCUAUCAUGGGUCGAGGCACCACAAAGUCAUAA